Molecule: messenger RNA, 712 nt
Organism: Oryzias latipes (Japanese medaka)
Lineage: Eukaryota; Metazoa; Chordata; Actinopteri; Beloniformes; Adrianichthyidae
Gene: tcta
Product: T cell leukemia translocation altered
Biological process (GO): osteoclast fusion
Source: RefSeq, a predicted model, not a curated record
CUAUUUAGAGCGCUACACUCUUGAUGACGACAUUUCCUGUGUAACGGCGAUGAGCUGUGCCACGGGCAUUAAAUGUUGCUUACCUUUGAAAAUUGAUUGAAUUGGUAAACGGAGAAAGUUCAAAAGCGGACCGCGAGCUCGAUGACCCAGCAGAAUGGCGGAGCCGUGGGAUUUUGAGUUCAUGUCCCGCAUCGCUGACAGCUGCCUGUCGUUCCUCUACGAGUUUGUGGAUGACUGGCUGGCUAACGACAUGAGAGUAUUUAUUUUCAAAAUCUUGCUCAGCUGGUUAAUUUUUAGUCUGAUUGCGAUCCACUUUGCAUGGAAAAUAUAUGGAAGUACAGUAAACAACAUGUAUUAUCGACAGGGAAGUGGACAGAACGGAGGCACACCUGAUGCGUCUCCUCACCUGAGCAGCUGGGAAAGUAACGCUGGGGACAAUCUCAAGACUCACCGGGAUUGACAGGAUACAGAUGAUGGGACUUAAUCUGAACACAGACUGUACGGUUUACUUCAAAGCCAUCAAACCUACUUCAAUAUUUUUCAUUGAAAAAAUGAAGGCCAUUUUUCCCAUAAAGCUUGGCUUUGUUGGAUAUGGUCUAGGGAAAGACAUAUCUGGACAGUUUGUGCAAAUCUUGGUUUUGCUUGCUACGUCUGGUCAUGUUGUUACUGCAGAGACAUGUUUCGAUAUACAUUAAAGUGAUUUUUGUGCAAA